AUGAAUUGUCUGUUCGUCCUGCACUUCCUGUUGUUGCUGAGGCUUCCGGUCUUGCAAGCAAAGAGCACAGCGGGAAGUGUUCAGGGAGUGUUUGGAACUUGGAAGGAGAAGCUAAUGCUCCAAUGCACAAGUGGUUAUGGCUUGCAUAUCAUAGACUCAUCGUUCGGCAACCCGUUGUUAGCUGGAAACACGAUCUUUAAGAGCAACCGCGACGCGCCACACACGAAGCUCGUGAUUCAGCAGCAAUGCGAAAACAGAAACACAUGCCAAGUGCUCGUCGAUCCAGCAACGUUUGGCAUAUUGAAAUCAUUUGGCACAACGGAGCCAACACUCGCCGUUACUUUUGCAUGCUUGCCAUCUGGGCCGAAGGGUGUUUUAAGACAAGGCAAGUAA
Eimeria maxima is the source of this 393-nucleotide messenger RNA. RefSeq lists its product as hypothetical. Lineage: Eukaryota; Apicomplexa; Conoidasida; Eucoccidiorida; Eimeriidae. The record is from RefSeq and is a predicted model, not a curated record. The transcript has 5 exons. Gene Ontology annotation, molecular function: carbohydrate binding. The coding region runs from base 1 to 393 and encodes 130 amino acids.